Molecule: messenger RNA, 660 nt
Organism: Cydia splendana
Lineage: Eukaryota; Metazoa; Arthropoda; Insecta; Lepidoptera; Tortricidae
Product: Krueppel-like factor 1
Exons: 5
Coding region: 1-660 (219 amino acids)
Biological process (GO): regulation of transcription by RNA polymerase II
Cellular component (GO): nucleus
Molecular function (GO): RNA polymerase II cis-regulatory region sequence-specific DNA binding; DNA-binding transcription factor activity, RNA polymerase II-specific
Source: RefSeq, a predicted model, not a curated record
AUGCCAGAACACACACCGGGGACAGGCCCUACAGGUGAGGACUGCAGGUGGCGCCCUGCACCACUGUCUGUGGCCCGGGUGUGGCCGCGCCUUGAGACAGCCCUGCAGGCUCCGGGAACCCGCCAGAACACACACCGGGGACAGGCCCUACAGGUGAGGACUGCAGGUGGCGCCCUGCACCACUGUCUGUGGCCCGGGUGUGGACGCGCCUUUAGACAGCCCUGCAGGCUCCGGGAACACGCCAGAGCACACACCGGGGACAGGCCCUACAGAUGUAAGCACCCGGGCUGCCCUUGGGCGUUCCGCACGGCGUCGAAGCUGCUCCGCCACGCGCGGAGACACACCGGCGAGCGGCGGCACGCGUGCGCCUGCGGCCGCGCCUUCCGCCGCCGCGAGCACCUGCGCGAGCACCAGGCCCGCCACCGCCGCGGCACCGAGGGGUCGGACAGCACCGGCAGGCGGGUCCGGUCCCGCAUGCCGGCCCUGCCCGCGGGGGAGGCGGGGGGCGUGCGGGAGGGGGAGGGGCGGGAGGGGAGCGAGCAGGCGGCGCCCGCCCCGCACGACGAGUUCACGGACGGCGUUGGAGAGGUCCACGGUCUAGGAGAAGAGCGCGGGGACAACGCCGUCCUCGAAACGUCGGAGGUAAAUCUUAAAACUUAA